Cryptotermes secundus is the source of this 2602-nucleotide messenger RNA. It is a transcript of the gene PolI, whose product is annotated as DNA polymerase iota. Gene Ontology annotation, molecular function: damaged DNA binding; DNA-directed DNA polymerase activity. Lineage: Eukaryota; Metazoa; Arthropoda; Insecta; Blattodea; Kalotermitidae. The transcript has 2 exons. The record is from RefSeq and is a predicted model, not a curated record. Bases 296 to 2131 code for a protein of 611 amino acids. Gene Ontology annotation, biological process: translesion synthesis.
UGCCAAUUACUGGGCUCUAAAAUGAAGUCUUUUCUACUGCGAAAAAAUAAAACUCGAUCAUUGUAAUUCUGAAUGUUCUGAAUAUUGCUUAGCAGUAGCGUGUGUUCAAUAUGUUUGUUGUUUCUGUCGAACAAGAUGCGGGUUGUACGGAGUGUUUGCAGGUUAUGUUAGAUAUUCAAUGUCGAAAAUGACUAAAUGCAAGGUUAUAAUUCUGGAAUUCAGAACUUCAUACGUUAUUUGAAAUUUGCAGCUAUUUUAUGAAAACCGGAUAUUAUAUGAAUUUGGUCUGUGAACAAUGGAUGAUCUAGCCCAGUCAUUGGAUUUCUGCUCCAUCAGCAGUCACCAGAGGACUAUAAUCCAUAUAGACAUUGAUUGUUUCUAUGCUCAAGUGGAGAUGAUUAAGAACCCUGCUUUGAGAAAUUGUCCGUUGGGAAUUCAACAAAAAAAUAUUAUUGUCACCAGUAAUUAUGUAGCACGAGAAUAUGGUAUUGAGAAAUGUAUGCUUGUUAAUGAAGGUUUGCAGUUGUGCCCACAAUUGGUACUGGUGCGAGGGGAAGAUUUAUAUGAUUAUAGACAAAUUUCUGCCAAAAUUACAACUCUCUUACACAGAUACAGCCCUCAGGUCGAGAAACUUGGAUUGGAUGAAAACUUUGUGGAUGUUACAGAUUUGGUUGCUGAAAGACUGGGGGACAGUACAGACCAACAAAUUAUAGAUGGUUGUAUAUAUGGUGAUUUGAAUGAGAAAUGUGAAUGUGGUUGUAAGAACAGGUUGUGUGUUGGCUCCCAUAUUGCUGGUGAAAUGAGAAGUGAAAUUCAUAAUAUUCUGGGCAUAACAAGUUGUGCUGGGAUCUCUUGUAACAAGCUACUUGCAAAACUAGUGUGUGCUACCCACAAACCAAACCAGCAGACUACUGUCUUUCCUUGCAACUCUUUGGCAUUGGUGUCAAGUCUCCAGAAUGUUAGUGGCAUUCCUGGCAUUGGUCGUCGCAUGCAUGAAAUUUUGCAGUUUCAUGGUAUAUUAAGUGUUACAGAUCUUCAGAACUGUAAUCUUACAUCUCUGCAGAAAGCUCUUGGCAAUGACAUGGCAAUCCGCAUCAAAAAACUUAGCUAUGGUAUUGAUGAUUCCCUUGUGAAACAAACAGGUAAACCUCAGUCCAUUGGGUUGGAGGAUGGUUUUAGGAAGAUAUGCUUAGAAAGUGAAGUGAAAGAUAAAUUAGCCGGUCUGCUAGAAAGACUUCUAAGAUUACUGUCUCAGGAUGGUAGAAUUCCUGGCUCAAUCAGAGUAACCACACGCAAAUAUGACAGUAUUCAGAAACGUAGUCACAGAGAGAGCAGGCAGUGUAAUAUAGCUGCUACAUCUUUUAUCAUGAAUGGUGGCCCACAUUACAGAAAUAAAAUCGCACUGAAGUCAAAUGAGAAGUUUUUGGCUUUAAUUAUGCAGCUGUUUCAUAAAAUGGUUGAUAUAUCCAAACCAUUCCAUCUUACCCUGUUAGGCUUAGCAUUUACUAAAUUCCGAGAAUGCAAGACUGGCAAGAGUUCAAUUGCAUCUUUCCUAACUAAUGACAUAUCUGUACAGUCAGUACUGAGUUUCAAAAUCUUGUCAUCAGAGACAGAGGAAAUGGAAUAUUCAUGCAUGAACAGUAUGGAAAGAUCAGGUUCAGAAUCUGAACCAGAACCUGAAUCAAAGAAAGCUCGAACAGAGUUAUUAAUUCCAAGAAGUAAAACCCGAUUUUCAAAUGAAGAAGAUGCUACAGGUGAUUCUGCAGACUGUGCGUUAUGGAUGGUUAGCAAGUCAAAAGCUCCUAAUGAACAAACACUGGACACAGACAGAAUAUCAGUGGAGCAUUCUAGCAAUAGUGGAGUUACAGGGAAAAUUUCUCUUGAAUCACAGACAAGCAGCAGUAGAAGUACCAAUUCAGUGCAUGGUAUGACGAAUGAAAAUGAGUUUCAGUGCCCUCAUAAUGUGGAUGCAGAUGUUUUCCAUGCAUUACCACAUGAAUUGAAAAAGGAAUUGAUUGAGGCAUGGAGGAUAGGGAAAAAUGAAGUAUCUUCAACUUCACAGGGUAAACAAGACACUUUCCACUCUAAACCAAAACAGAAAUCCAUUUUGCAGUACUUAAUUCCAAAAUAGUGAUAUGUUUAUGUCAGUUCAUGUACUAUGAUAAUGUGUGUUUGUGCCUCAUUUUUUAACAUUUAUAGUGGAAUUAACAGAUGGUUGGCUUCUUCUGUUCAGUUAGUUUCUUUUCUUGUGUCAAGUUAAAUGGUGUAUUUAACAAAUAGGAAUUCUAAGUUUGUAGCAUGUUACCCUGUUAAAAUAUGUAACAACCAAUGUAGAUGCUUGUACGUGUUAAUAAUUGUAAUAGAAAAUUUUGUUAUAUUACUGCAUCAUAAACUUUAUCACUGCAUUCCACCUGUAGUGAGCAAACUUUUAUUUAAUUAUAGUCAUUCCUGUCUUCAGGUAAAUUGUCUUAUGUACUAAUAUUGCAGGUUUGUAAUUGGUAAUUUCAUUUCCUAAUUGUUCAGUACUAUAUAUGACUUGAAGUGUGGCAGAAACAUUAUAAGUAAAAUCUGUUGUAUUUCAGUAUUAUAUUCAAGCAUCCUG